Messenger RNA from Papaver somniferum (opium poppy), 1743 nucleotides. RefSeq lists its product as uncharacterized. Lineage: Eukaryota; Viridiplantae; Streptophyta; Magnoliopsida; Ranunculales; Papaveraceae. The coding region runs from base 1 to 1743 and encodes 580 amino acids. The transcript has 5 exons. The record is from RefSeq and is a predicted model, not a curated record.
AUGAGUUACUACUUGUAUAAAGUAUUGAAAGACAAGCCACCACAUGUGAAAUCCUUAAGAGAGUCUCUGUAUUGGGGUUUAGUUGAACCAUUCUUCAAAGAAGAAGAAGAAAACAGGCCUCCAAAAGACGUAACGUCUGAAAGAGAUGUAUACACUAAGAUUCCUCAAGCUAUAGAGAUGCUUAUAAGUUUCCAUGAUAGUGUAGUAGUGAGUAAGAAGGUGGAAGUGGGAUUUGUUUUAAAUAAGAAGGUUUAUGUUCCAACAGCAGAUGACUUUGUUGUUUUCUUCAAUGUGCAAAGAAGGCCUGAAGAUGAUGAGUUGAAGAAGAAAUUGAAAGAGAGGCGGAAUGCCAAAUUCCUUGAAGCCGAAAACUUCUCACUCCAAGAGAUCUACUAUAGGAUUGAAGGGAGAGAUGAGUUCUUAAGAAAGUUCAUUGCUGACAACAACUUCCUUCGGAGCGUUUAUGAAGCCAACAAGGAUAAGAUUAAUUUGAGAGAUGAUCAAAAGCAACAAAUGGAUGACGUUUACAAGAACUUGCAGGAUUGGGAGGAUUUGAAAAACACACCAGAAAACCUCUCAAGGGAGAAGAAGUACAAGCAGUGGAGCACAAUAUUUUAUGGUAAAAGAAUCAACCGACAAUCCUCCGAAAAUGUAAACGAGGAAGAAGCUAAUGCAGGAGACGCUUCAUCAACAGAAAAAGUGAGCGAAGAAGAAAUCACUCAAGAUGAUGGACAACAAAAUGAAGUUGUUCAAGAUCACCAACAAUUAUCAGGAGAUGAAUCUGAAGUUCCUAAAGAUGAUGUAGUUGAAACUGAGAAAGAAGAAGAUGAUAAAGAAAAUGAAAAUCAGCACAUGAACCAAACAGAAAAUGAGGAAGAAUCUGUACCAGAAAAGGAGGUUGUUAAGGAAGUCAAGGCGACAGAAAAUGCAGAUGAGACAAUGCACAUGAGCGAAGAAAAUUUUGUUGCUGGAUCAGCAACACCAAUAACUGUAGUAAAGCCAACAUUUGACAGAAAAGAUUCAACUGAGGUAGACAUGCCCGAUAGUUUGGAUGAGUUGAUGAAGAAUGUGGAUACAGACGAGAUAACUGAAAAAUAUUUUUCUAACAUAGAGCAAAAGCAAAGAAAUAGAGAGACACAAGAACCAGUUAGAGAAAAAGGAGAAAAGAGGACUCCAGUUGCACAAGUUGAGAAAGAGCAUGCAGCAGAAAGGGAAGUAGCAUACACUCAGACUGCACCAAGCAAGAACAAAGAAUGUGCGCAAGACAACUCCAGUGAAAAGACAUGUCCAGUAGAAAUGGAGGAAGAGCAAGAAAAGACAAGUACAAAUGCAAUGGAGGAAGACAAAGUUGAAAGAACAAGUGCAGUUGAAAUGGAUGAGGAACCAGUUAGAGACGAUAAAGAAAGGACAACUCCAAAUAAUCAAGAAGAUGUAACAGAAAGGAAAGAAGCAUAUUCUACACAAGAGAAUGAGGGUGAUAAGAAAAAAGAAGAUGAAAUGGAGGUUGUUCAACACACUCCAACAUGCAUGCAAAACCAAUCAUUUGAAGGUCCAACUUUAGAUUUGCAUUUGGAUUCUCCGGCAGCACCAGUCCCAUCUUCUCAGAUAAUUGAACAACCAAAAGCAGACAAAGAGAGUGACUUAUCAGAAACUGAAGAGCAAGAGGCUGAAGAGAAAGCUGCUGUUGGUUCUAUUAUUAAAGAUACAAGAACGAUCCAAGGGAGAGGAAGAGGAAGAGAUUAG